AUGGGCCCGGAGUAUCCUCGAGAGACUUAUUAUGGCGGGUUACUUCCCCCAUUGUUUAGUGGGGAUCUAGACUCCUUCCAGUUCGAGGGAAUGUUCGGCGGUAGUACGGACGCGGAACUGGAUAGCUUCUUUGCUGAGAUGUUUAGGAUACCGUCAUUUCCACGAGUUGGCUCCUUCGAUCCUACUGAUUUGGUACUGGGGGAGUCUCAGCCUGUCUACCAACAGCCGUAUCACUCCGAUGCCCAGAUCCUUGGAGCUUAUUACAAGCACAUACAUCCUGUAUUCCCAAUCCUGCCUCCACCGAUAGAGGAACCGAGAAUUGACUCUUCAGAAGAGGAUGUCAGCAGUAGUGGCUCGUUUCUCUCAGAAACUUCGUCACCUCUGAUCCUAGCUCUGUCUUCAGUUCUGUAUCUAACAGAUACAUUGCAACCACCAAGUGCUGUCAACGAUGGAAACUUCUUCCAAGUUUUAUACCAGCGAGCAACAGACUUAGUUGAACGAUUCUCCCUUUCUUCUCCCCUCUCUCAGGAUACAGUCCUACCAUCAGCAAUCCAUUCGCGUGUACCUCAGCAGUUAGAAGUACCACUGGCAUGCUGUGUCCUUAGCUUGUAUCAGUAUCUUCGCUGGGGCAACAUUGAAGAGAUGACGCGUUUGGCACAGAAAGCUCAUAGCAUGAUUAAGGCUAUGUCUUCGCCAGUAAACAAGAUCGACAUCCGUAACGUCAGUAUACUGCAUCCUACCAAUUUGGGUAACUCGGAGAUCUGGGCUCAAUAUAUCUCCGCCGAAGAGACUCUCGUUGCUGCCACUCUCCUUCUAGUAGCAUUGGUGAAAGGCAACGACGCCGAGUCCGAAGUGCCAGCUUUCAACCGAAACAUUCGCCUACUAGACAAAGUCAUCGCCCACCAGCUAGCUGCAAUACCCGACACCCCAUCAUCAAGUCAAGACGUGCCAUACCGCACAGAAGAAAGACUCGCCAUAUCCUUACGCGCCAUGGCAAGAAUACGACUACACAGGUAA
Alternaria arborescens is the source of this 1017-nucleotide messenger RNA. RefSeq lists its product as hypothetical. The transcript is spliced from 2 exons. The coding region runs from base 1 to 1017 and encodes 338 amino acids. NCBI's taxonomy places the organism in Eukaryota, Fungi, Ascomycota, Dothideomycetes, Pleosporales, Pleosporaceae. The record is from RefSeq and is a predicted model, not a curated record.